AUGGGAGGCUUCGGCUCGGUGUACAAAGCAACGCUCACGCAGCCUAGUGAUUUCGAUGGCGGCGAAGUCGCAGUAAAACUCGCCAAAAUUUCCAUGGAAAUAGGAAUUAUAAAUGCAGCGGAAAAGUUGAAAAAGAGACGUGGUGACCUGGAAAUUCUGCUUGGUCGAAAGAAGAAAGACCGCAUGGAGGGCACCACGCCCUUUAGCAAAAAAGAAGCCCUGUGUUACGCUGUGCAGAUAAUCGAGGGCGUUAGCUUCUUACAUCGGAACAAUAUUACGCACGGAGACUUGAAACACCCAAACAUUCUGGUCAAGUACACAAAAGAGUGGCAUCCGCAUUUGCUAAUCGGUGAUUUGGAUGACCUCAUCCAAAUAGAAAACAGUAUUGCGUCUCGCAGUAUCACCAAUAUUUGUGGAAGUAUCCGCUAUAUGUCUCCCGAAAUGCUGAGGCACUUUGGUAAUGGAAGCCAGCAGUUUUGGGAAGAAGUCAGAUAUCUGGAGCCUAGGCUGCAUCCUUCAUGA
Messenger RNA from Paramacrobiotus metropolitanus, 522 nucleotides. RefSeq lists its product as uncharacterized. The transcript is spliced from 2 exons. Gene Ontology annotation, cellular component: centrosome; cytoplasm; nucleus. Gene Ontology annotation, biological process: regulation of cytokinesis; mitotic cell cycle; protein phosphorylation. Gene Ontology annotation, molecular function: ATP binding; protein kinase activity. The record is from RefSeq and is a predicted model, not a curated record. Bases 1 to 522 code for a protein of 173 amino acids. Lineage: Eukaryota; Metazoa; Tardigrada; Eutardigrada; Parachela; Macrobiotidae.